Nyctereutes procyonoides (raccoon dog) is the source of this 2394-nucleotide messenger RNA. RefSeq names its product SEC61 translocon subunit alpha 2 (gene SEC61A2). The record is from RefSeq and is a predicted model, not a curated record. NCBI's taxonomy places the organism in Eukaryota, Metazoa, Chordata, Mammalia, Carnivora, Canidae. The transcript is spliced from 12 exons. Gene Ontology annotation, molecular function: signal sequence receptor activity; transmembrane protein transporter activity; ribosome binding. Gene Ontology annotation, biological process: SRP-dependent cotranslational protein targeting to membrane, translocation; post-translational protein targeting to membrane, translocation. Gene Ontology annotation, cellular component: membrane; Sec61 translocon complex. The coding region runs from base 88 to 1518 and encodes 476 amino acids.
GCGCGUCGGGAGCGGGCGGCGAGACCCGAGCCGCGGGACGGGAGCGAAGGCCGCGCCGAGGCCGCCGAGCCCCUCCGGGCCGCCGCCAUGGGCAUCAAAUUUUUAGAAGUUAUCAAACCUUUCUGUGCAGUUCUACCAGAAAUUCAGAAACCUGAAAGGAAAAUCCAGUUUAGAGAAAAGGUACUAUGGACUGCCAUAACUCUCUUCAUUUUCUUAGUAUGUUGUCAGAUACCACUAUUUGGAAUCAUGUCAUCAGAUUCUGCAGAUCCUUUCUACUGGAUGAGAGUUAUUCUUGCAUCCAACAGAGGAACUUUAAUGGAAUUGGGUAUCUCCCCAAUUGUAACAUCUGGUUUGAUUAUGCAGUUGUUAGCAGGAGCCAAAAUCAUUGAAGUUGGAGAUACACCCAAAGAUAGAGCUCUAUUCAAUGGAGCCCAGAAACUAUUUGGUAUGAUCAUUACCAUUGGGCAAGCCAUUGUGUAUGUCAUGACGGGCAUGUAUGGGGAUCCUGCUGAAAUGGGUGCUGGCAUCUGUCUCCUUAUCAUUAUUCAGUUGUUUGUUGCUGGUUUGAUUGUGCUGCUGUUAGAUGAGCUGCUACAGAAGGGUUACGGCUUGGGGUCUGGUAUUUCCCUCUUUAUUGCCACCAACAUCUGUGAAACCAUUGUCUGGAAGGCCUUUAGUCCCACUACUAUUAACACUGGCAGAGGUACCGAGUUUGAGGGUGCAGUCAUAGCGCUCUUUCAUUUACUGGCCACCAGGACAGAUAAGGUCCGAGCUUUAAGGGAGGCCUUCUAUCGUCAGAACUUACCCAAUCUCAUGAACCUCAUUGCUACGGUUUUUGUGUUUGCCGUCGUUAUAUAUUUUCAGGGAUUUCGUGUUGACUUGCCCAUCAAGUCGGCCCGGUAUCGAGGACAGUACAGUAGCUAUCCCAUCAAGCUCUUCUAUACCUCGAACAUUCCCAUUAUUCUACAGUCGGCCUUAGUGUCAAACCUGUAUGUUAUUUCCCAGAUGCUGUCUGUUCGAUUUAGUGGCAACUUUUUAGUAAAUUUACUAGGACAGUGGGCUGAUGUUAGUGGGGGAGGACCUGCUCGUUCUUACCCUGUGGGAGGCCUUUGUUACUAUCUUUCUCCUCCUGAGUCCAUGGGCGCCAUAUUUGAGGAUCCUGUCCAUGUGGUUGUUUAUAUCAUCUUCAUGUUGGGAUCAUGUGCAUUCUUUUCUAAGACAUGGAUAGAGGUGUCUGGUUCCUCUGCUAAAGAUGUAGCUAAGCAGCUUAAAGAACAGCAAAUGGUAAUGAGGGGCCACAGAGAUACCUCCAUGGUUCAUGAGCUUAAUAGGUACAUCCCCACGGCGGCAGCGUUCGGCGGCCUGUGCAUCGGCGCCCUGUCCGUGUUGGCCGACUUCCUGGGGGCCAUCGGCUCCGGCACUGGCAUCCUGCUCGCCGUCACGAUUAUUUAUCAGUAUUUUGAAAUUUUUGUCAAGGAACAGGCUGAAGUCGGUGGGAUGGGUGCUUUGUUUUUCUAAAUGUUCCAAUAUUUCUUCUUGUGUGUGUGAAAGGGAGAAGAAUUUUGGCACAUUGUUUUUUGUCCAAUAACGCGAUUCCCCUUUUCUUCCCUCAGUUUCUUGUUUCCCAGUGCUCACCGUCCCAUUUGUGCAAUGGGCCCCGAGCUAAGCCUGUGUGCAGCAUUAGUACCAGCUGCCUUAAAACUAAAGUUUACAGUAUUCAUUCACAAACGUACUUGUAGUGUCGCCCGUGAUGCUGGAAACCAGUGUUCCUGCCUUGCCCUGUUCAGCCGUGCCGGUGAGAUGGUGACGUGGAUCAGUUUUGCACACAACAUUCAGAACACUCACUAUUCCCCCCACUUGUUUAAAAAUAAAUGUAGUUCAAAUUGCCACUUUCCAGUAUUUUUGAGCUUAUUUAAUGAGUUCUGGAACAUUUCUAUCUAAUCUGUAUUUUAGAUAUAAUUAACUUUUUAUACUUUUUUAACUCCUUGUAUCCACGUUCCCACCCUCCCUCUCCGUCCACUCCCCUGACUGGUCCCCUCUCAGCUGCCACUCCGCCCACGUGGGCAACAUCGAGCUUCAGUUCCAGCUGUUCAGGAACAACUGCUUGUGUGUGGUCCCCCCCCCCCCCCCCGGCCCCAUUUUCAUUCCUUUCUUCCCAGUGACAGCAGUCCAUGCUGUUUUACUGUAUUGGCUAUGCCUUUGAAUUCCAACACAUCGACACAUCACUGGAGAACACACUUUCCAGAUCUGAUGGCCCAGUUUUUUGUUUGUUUUUUUUUUAAUCCCUAAAGCAAAGAUCUAAUUCUCAAGCAAUGUCUGUAGUUCAGUGGGGGUGAACAAUGAGUAAUUCAUGCUAGCAAUUUGUGUAUGUUGUUGUACUUUACAGCAGCAACA